Oncorhynchus tshawytscha (Chinook salmon) is the source of this 582-nucleotide messenger RNA. RefSeq lists its product as uncharacterized. NCBI's taxonomy places the organism in Eukaryota, Metazoa, Chordata, Actinopteri, Salmoniformes, Salmonidae. The transcript is spliced from 4 exons. The record is from RefSeq and is a predicted model, not a curated record. The coding region runs from base 202 to 486 and encodes 94 amino acids.
GAGCUCACAUUUCUCUCCCCCAAAUCACUUUGACCUAAAUGAUUUCACUUCAUCAAACAAAUUAUACAAACUUUACAAUUGAAACAAUCUUCUGAACUGUACUUGGGCUAUAAUGAUUUGGACUGCUGAAGCUUAUCUAAUGUUAUGUGACAUGUUCUGGAAUAUGUGUCUAUCUGUCUCCAUUUUCAGUGCUUGGAGAGGAUGAUUGACAGCUAUCAGAUGAAGGAUGAGGCUCUCAAACUGCAGAGGCCUCAGGACAUGCUCAGGUCAAAUGCAAGGUCAGAUGUUUCUGAGUUACAGAAUAAGCUUCAAACUAUAACAAUAUCGAAAGGCAAGGCUCCCAAUAAAACAGGCCGAACUGAACGAAUAGGACAGAGGGUUAUGCCAGCCAAUUCAGAUUCAGAUGAAGGGCAAAGUGGAAUAUGUGCUAAAGGAAUGACACCAAAGAUCAAAGAGGAAAUCGAUGUGUCUGCCAGAAGGAAAUAAAGUUCAUAGCUGGAAUCCUCUAUCUACCUUUUGCCCUACCUUGUCUCACUGUCUUCUUUAUGACAGCCAAAUAAAAUCAAAUGUGGUCUACACUGA